Pangasianodon hypophthalmus (striped catfish) is the source of this 6592-nucleotide messenger RNA. RefSeq names its product tudor domain containing 15 (gene tdrd15). The record is from RefSeq and is a predicted model, not a curated record. The coding region runs from base 257 to 5977 and encodes 1906 amino acids. NCBI's taxonomy places the organism in Eukaryota, Metazoa, Chordata, Actinopteri, Siluriformes, Pangasiidae. The transcript is spliced from 5 exons.
AUUAGUGAUUUUUUUAUUUUGUACAAAUAUUUAACAGUUUUUAGGUCGGGAACUUGAACGCAGCAAACAGCGCAUCGAUUUCUGGGUAAAACCACUCAAUUGAGGCGGAGGUGAAACUGAGCACGUGCCUCACGUCAUGUCCCAUUUUGAGUGCGGAGGGUGAGCAACGGUGUCGCAGCUAAGUGGAUUCACGUCGCUGGAUAUAGAAUGAUGUCAUCAGACGUGUGGUCUUGUGCAUGAAGCUUUAUCUGAUCAGAUGGACUGGAAACAGACAGACAGAUCAAGGGAGGACUCAAAGCAUCCUGCUCCGUGUGCCCUCUGGCCAGUGGACCUGAAAUUAACACACACUGACUGCAAUCCUGGGAAUACUUUGGUCCACUUUCAAGGUCAAUAUGCUACCAUAUGUGAGCUGGACUACAACAUUCUCCAAGUGGAAAUUCAGAAUGUCCCCAAAACAACAGUAUCUAUGGAAGUUGGAGACUUGUGCUUGGUGGAAGAUUUGCUAUCUAGUCGCUGGUACAGGGGAAGAGUUCAGAACAAAUCAGGAGAUUUGUUUGAUGUGUUCCUGCUGGAUCAUGGAAAUAUUCUUACCGUUGGUCCCAACCAUUUGUCUACAAUUUCUGAUUCCUUACUCAUGCUCCCACCAAAGAUCGUUUGUGGGUUCAUUGCUAAUGUGCUGCCAGUUCAGGAAUGCUGGGACCAACCAUCGGAGGCAUAUUUCUCCUCUUUGAUAGGCAGACAAAUCAAAGGUUAUAUCCAUGGUCUUCUGCCGUACAAGGUACUUAUUCUGGAAGUGCCAGAAAUAACCAAAGAUUUAAUAAGAUUGAGCUUAGGCAGACAUGUGGAUACAGACACGUUUCUGCUACUGGUGGAACUGGUGAUAGAAGUACCAAUUCAACAAAGCUGUGAGUCUGUCCCAGAUUUGCUCAUUGAAAAGCAAAUUGCACAUGAGAUUUCCUUUAAAUCCUCUAAUUUAUGUGGCUAUGAAAAUAUUCUUUCGCUCAGUGGCCCUAAGUUGGUUGUUGGACAGAAGGAAAGAGUUAGAAUAGCUGCUGCCGUAAACCCUGGGUUAUUUUACUGCCAGUUGUCCUCUGCUGCAAAGGACCUGAAAGAGAUGUCAGAAAAAUUGGCACUUGUGUGUGAGUCGAGGAAUGGUGACUUCAGAGACAGCCCUGGCGAAAAUAUGGGCUUACUAUGUGCGAUCAAAGGCAAAGAUGAGAAAUGGCACAGAGGUUUUGUGCAGUGCCUCCCCGUUAACUCCCAAGUUCGAGUUGUGUUUGUUGACUAUGGAUAUUGUGAAUCUGUAAAAGUGGAAAACAUCAUUCAGUUACCAUCAGAUUUUCUCCUGAGACCAGUCAUGACAUUUCCAUGUUCUCUUUCUUGUUUGGGUGGCAAAGACAAAGCCACAGUGAACCAGCAACUGGUGCUUCUCAGAAAAGGAUUACUGGGUAAGGAGCUUGUGAUUACAGUCGAUGACUUAAGCAAGGAAAAGAAUGUCUGUUCAGUCAUGCUCAGCAAAGUGGUUGAAUGUGCACUUAUCAGAACAGUACAAUCUAAAGAAGUCGAUAAAAUGACAAGCACUGGUAUUCUCCCUAAUGUGCACCGAUUGUGUUACAUCCCAAAUGAGACAAAAAAGGUGGGAAUCUCAAAAAAUUUGGUCGCUUUUGAACAUAUACAGGAUGGUUCUGUGUUUCAGGGUUACGUCGAGCAUGUUCAGAGUCCUCAUGAUUUCUGGAUGAGAACAUCAAAGUCCAAUGAUCGAUUUGAGGCCAUGAUGAAUAGACUGACCAAUUGGUUUAGUAGAUUACAACUGAAUGAGGAAACCCUUCAGGAUCCAGUGCCUGGGCAACUCUGUUGCGCCAUGUACGAAAAAGACAUGCAUUACUACAGAGCUCUUGUGGUGGAUAUUCUUGAGUAUGGUGCUGAGGUGUUUUUUAUUGACUUUGGAAACACAGAAAAGGUGCCAAGCAUGUUGAUAAAGAAAAUACCCACUGAAUUUACUGUGGAGCCAGAAUUUGCUUUUAAUUGUUCCUUGGCUCAUGUUGUUCCACUGGAAGAUGUCUGGACAGCUGCAGCAACAGACUUCUUCAGGAACGCCACCUCAAAUAAAGCACUCCUGGUUGACGUCAUUUACAGAAAGAGUGAUGUGUUUGUUGUGGAGUUGUACGAGAAAGGGUUUGAGAAAAGUGAAAGUAUUACAACGCUUUUAACAAGUGCAAAUAUGGCAGAAUACUGGACAUACAGUGUGAUAAAAACUCCUGGCACACCUGUAGAAAAAAAUAACAAAACAGGCAAGACUGGCAAGACAUUUGUGAGAGGGCGGUUUCCUGAGAAUUCUUGUAAAAGUGUGUCACAGAAACUCCCUAGCAAGGUGAUAAGGCAAGAAAUUGCCACGGACAAACAAAUCCACCCUGAGACACAAAAAUGCAGUGCUGAAGAAAUUUUUAAAGGUCAGAAACUUAAGCCAGGCGCUGUGAUUAGUGUCCAGUGUUCACAUGUCGGUUCCCCAUCAGAUUUUUGGUGCCAGAACAAGAAAAACAAGAAGGACUUGGACAGAUUAAUGGAAGGACUACAAAUGUUUUACACGACAAACAACUCUGUGUUGCAGCCCCACAGUGUAUGUUGUGCUGUCCGGUUUCACCUGGAUAAUAAGUGGUACAGGGGGUGCAUUCUUGGAGGAACAGAUCUAAAUGUUAAGGUGAUUCUAGUUGACUAUGGCAUGGUUGUGCAAGAAAAUCUGCAGAACCUUCAAGCGCUAAAUCCUGAGUUCCUUGAGCUUGAAGGGCAAGCAUUCAGAUGUAGUUUGUACAACUUAAUUGACCCAGUUGGAGGACAUGUGUGGACUGACGAAGCAAGCACAUUGUUCAAGGAUUUUACUUCUGGAAGUUCAUGUAAUCUGAGAUGCAAAAUCUACUCCCAGGUCUAUGUUGCAAAAAAAGGCCUCUGCAAUGUGGUUGACUUGUACACACCUCUUCAACGAGCCUCCACACAUCUCAUAGAAAGGGGUGUUGCCAAGGAAAUACAGUGUCCAAACCAACUACCUCCAUCUGUCUAUCCAUGUACUUUUGUUUAUUCUUCUUUUGGCAUUACCCUUGGAAGUGAAGAGUUGGUGUUCCCCACUCAUGUUGUCAGUCCGUGGGAAAUUUAUCUCCAGCUGGACAGAAAUACUGAAAUUAUUGAGCAGCUUAUGGACAGAGCUAUGAAGUUAAGUGAAGAAUUAAUGAGUCAGAUGCAUACCGGUAAAACUGGCAGUGUUUGCUUGGCCAAAUAUUCUGAAGACGGUAAGUGGUACAGGUCAUUUGUUUGGCCUGCUCAGUCCAGUCUACACUUUAAUGUAUUCUUUGUAGAUUAUGGAACCAAGCAGGUUGCUGAAAAAAAGAAUGUGUUAUCUAUCCCCAUAAAGGCAGUUGAUUUGCUUUUGACACCCAUGCAAGCUUUAAGGUGUAGUCUUUUAAGUAUUCCUGAGGAGGAACAUUUGCCUAAAGUUAAUACAUGGCUUGAGAAGGCCACUCUCAACAAGGGGCUUCGAGCAAAGUUUGUAGCAACAAACAGCAGUGGGCAUUUCAUUUGUGACCUGUUUGAUGGUGAAAUUCAUAUCAAUGAGAAAGUAAGAGAGAUUAUUGCAAUUCAUGGACAAAAAAGUAAAUCUGUCAGAAAACCUAUGAGUGAUUGCUGCAAAGAAGUUGUGAAUAUAUCUUCUGGGGGCAACAAAUUUAAGAGCAAGGGGAAACAUGCGGAAUCUGUGGUCAAAUCACAGAGGACGCCAGGCCGUACCAAAGUCAUACAGGGAAAUGGACAGUCGUGUCAAAAGAAAUCAUCAAAAUUAAAAUCUCCACAAAAGUCUCACAGUCUAAAUGGUAGUCCGGCAAAAAAUGGCCAGGGAAAAGAAAAACAUAGCCUGAAGCCCACAAAGCAACUGCAGAAAGAAAAGCACUGCACUAUUCCAAGCACUUCUAACUUACAGCCCUCUAAGGUGUUGCCAAAAGUUAGUGAUCUACCAGCCAUCAAAAUCACACCAGGUUUCAGAAGCAUGGGGUUCAUUUCUCACUAUGACUCUAUUGAUAGCUUCUUUAUCCAAAUGGAAAAGGAUGAAAAAAAAAUCCUUAAAAUGAGGGAGGAACUAAAUAGCAGCCCUUUCAUAGAAAGUUUGCAAAGUGUUACCUCAAGUGUAAAAGUAGGAGAUCUGGUUGCUGCUAGGUAUGAUGAGGACUUGGCCUUAUAUCGAGCUGCUGUCAACAGUUUAGCAUCCAGUGGUUACCUAACAGUUGAAUUUGUUGACUAUGGAAAUACAGCAACUGUUGACAAGAAGAAAAUUCACCCAUUAGCAAGCAAGUUUAUGUCUGAGGCAAGAUUAAGCGCUCACUGCAAACUUUCAAAACCAUACAAUUUGGAGGAUGUUGAGUCUUUUCUCAGUGACACACAUGACAAACCUUUGAUGGUGGAGUUUGUGCAGAAUCUUGGCUAUGCAUGGGAAGUGAGCAUUCAGGGACUUGCCCCUUCGAAUGAGUCAAGAGAAUCUGAUCCUGCUGGAGGAACAGAAGACAAGGUACCAGAUUCAGGUCAAGCCAAGCAAAGGCAAGAGCUGUAUGCAGCAGUACAUGAAGAUGACACUGCCCUUACAAGUAUCUGUGAAAAGACUGAAGCAGAUACGGCCAGCAUUAUAGAACAGGCCAAAAAGUCUGAAAGUGGAACCAAAGACAGUAAAAUGGUUCAAGAGAAAACCUUGGAAAAAGUACAGGCCACAAGAGCCACAGGUGGCAUGCAGAAAUUAAGAACAAAAAGAAAAGCUUGUGCCUACAAAUGUAAAUGUGACGAGAAACAAGAUGUUUGUCAGAGCGAUUUGCCACAAAAGCCUGAAAUAAAUAUCAGUGUUGCAGAGAAUGAACUUUUGAAUAUAUCAAACAAUUCAUGUGGUUGGUCUGGUUCAAAUACGCUUAAAACCUCUGUUGAACUGCCAGAGAGUGUAGGAGUAGAUGGACAGGAUAUCAGUGUAAAAAAAUGUCCGUCUGUUGUACAUCAGCCAACUCCAGAAGGCGAUUGCCCUGCACCUUUCGCCAUUCCCCCAGAGAAGCCAAUAGACAAAGAAGAUGAGAUACAACAUCUGUUUCUUGCACCUGUUAAAAAGGAUCAUGAAUACUCAGGAUUUGCAGCAGCUGUCACCACACCUGGUGAAUUUUACAUUGUACUUGAGGACCUACUUCUCAUCAUGAAUGCUGUAUCAAAUAUCCUUGAAGACCUACCAGAAGACUUGGCUCCGUUGCCAGAGGCUCAUCUGAUUCCUGGCACCGGCUGCCUGGUAAAGUCUGAAGAGAAAAAGAAAUGGUGCAGAGCAGAGAUAAUACAAUGUAACGACAUAUCAGUGAUCAUUAAUCUUGUUGAUUAUGGGUAUUGUGUACAUUUAGCAUGCCAAGAUGUCUGCAACCUUAAAGCACUUCCUGUUGAGCUUGCUGGACUUCCGAAGAUCACUUACCCUUGCUUGUUAAGAGGAAUUAAGCCAGCUGAUGAGCUACAGUGGUCUGACAAUGCUGCUAUGUUUUUCCAACAGUGUAUGUAUCAAAAAAAUCUUAAGAUACACUUCAGGCAGUAUGUUUCAGAUGCACAGUGGGAGGUUGAUGUUGUCACAUCUAACAGAAAUGUUGCUAAAGAGUUGGUUGAUGCUGGUCAUGCACACUACAUAGACACUGUGCUUGGAAUACGGUUUCAGCAAGGGCUAGGCCAUAAAUGGGAAAUCAAGUCCAACUCUGUAGAGAAUGUCUCCGAAGCUGUAUCUGGCAAGCAUGAGCAAACACCAUCAAACAUGGAGAAAGUGCCACAUAGAUAUUUGGAAGACGUGUCUUCAAAUGAUGAUGAAGAAAUUUCUGAAGGCUGUAGUACGGAAGGAGAGACUGAAGACCCCUUCAGUGGACGCUCUGACAAACAUGGAUCAGCACAGAAAAAAAAGUCUCGUUUAAGCCAAUGUGUCAGCGGACUGCAGUGAAGUGGAUUCCCUGCGUGUCACAAAACAGGAAUUUGCUGAGAAAAUGUUUUGAUAUUUUAUUGCUUGAUUACUGAUAGUUUGAUUAUUAAUCUCUUCCAAAAUAUUUGGUGAAUAUGAAUAUGCUGUCAGUGUACUCUUCUUGAAAUUUGGAAGGGUUUUUUUUGUUUGUUUGUUUUUUGUUGUUUUUUUUUAGGAUCUUAAGUGUAGGUUUUAAAAACAUGGACUUGAGUCCAUGAAUUUUCAUUUGUGGUUUAAAAGAAAACAAACAAGUACUUGAUUGUUGUAAUUGAGUGUAAUAAUUAUUUUCAUCUGUGUUCUUAUAUUUUUUGGGAUUAUUGUGCAAAAGCAGAUUUUAUUUUUUAUUUCCCCUGCAGUGAGCAUCAUAUGCAGUGCUUUAUUUAAAAAAAAAAAUUAUUUAGUUAUUUUUUUUACUGUGCAUAUCUGUAUGUUUAGUUUGAAAUAAUGUGUUCAGGAGUUCAGAAGAAGAGUAUUGUUUUUGAGAUAAGUAGUAAGUUUAUUGCGAUAUUGUCCUUUAAAAAAAUAAACAAAAAACCUUUAUUACGCAUGUUUUUGGCCAAGUUUAGUUUUAUUAUAGUAGAUUAUGUAGACAUUUAU